Molecule: messenger RNA, 1290 nt
Organism: Adineta ricciae
Lineage: Eukaryota; Metazoa; Rotifera; Eurotatoria; Adinetida; Adinetidae
Source: the annotation of a GenBank genome assembly
AUGACAUCCAAUCCUCCACAACAAAUCCGUCCGAUUAUUGAAUGUUUUUGUAAAAUUUUAUCUUUCUAUGGAUUUACACCAAUCACACCUGAAAUCUUUCGCUUGGCCAAGUUUAAUCGUAACGAAGCUACUAUUCCAAUAUGGCGUCUGAUAUUUGAAAUCUUGCAUUUCGAUCCGACCAAAGCGAAUCAGCAACACAGUAUUGAUAAAUUUAAUCAAACACAAAAAGAUGAAUUAGUCUUUCUAAUGAAAAAUGAUUUAUUCACACGUGGUUAUACUUACGAACAUUUCCUCUCGCUUGAUAGUACGAUGCAAAAGGGCAGUCGACAAUUACUCAUUUGUCUUGGUUGGCUGAUCUAUCAUGUGAAAUUGAUUGAAACAUGUAUGGAAUCAUGUUUAAACAAUGAUUCGAUCUUGGAUUAUGAUGAUACCAGUUCUCUUCAUCCGACGGAUAAUGGCAGCGAACGAGUGAACAAUUCGUUUGAAAAGAAAGGUCUUAUUGAUCAAGUAAAACAAGCCAUGCAUUUAAAUUCGAAAUUGCGUUUUGGUUUGCGACGACUGCACGGAUUGGUGAUUGAAAAUACAACCUUGCAGCAUCAGAUUCAUCAAUGCCACAACAUGUCUUCGCUCGAAGCACAUCUUUGUCAACAUCCUCAUUUGUUGUCUCAUUACAUGAUCGAACUGGAAAACGAGCACCAAAAGUUGAACUACUUUCUCUUUUGGAACGAACAUGAAAAUGUCUUUUGGAAAUGGAUGGAAAGUGUACUUGACCAACCAUCGGUCGUGGAAGACGAGAGUGACGAUAAUCAAGAUGAAAAUGAAGACAAAUAUGAGCCCCUACGACAAGUUGAUUGUCAACGUUUAGAAGCAGAACGACAGAAGUUUAAUGCAGCUAUCGACACACUCGACAGCGCUCUCGUCCGGCUUCAGCAACUAUGCUUAUCAAAUAACGAUCACGCGUCGAUUACACAGGAUGUUUCAUCGAUUUUGAAUUCCAUUGAUACUCAGGUUUCUUCACUGUUCAAUCAAUUGCUUGCAAGUAAUCCGUCGAUACUUCCAAAAUCGUCGACACUAUCAUCUCAAACAUUUUUUCUUCAUCAACCACAUCGCCUAGUCUAUACGAACAAAGCCGAUUCUCAAGAUGUAAAUCGCUUCAUAAAACCAAUCGAUUUCGAUCGUGAAACGACGUGUCUGAAUACUUUACAAACAAAUAUCGAUCAACAGAUCGACAAACAACGUACAAUACUUGAUAAACUUUCUCAUAAAUUUCAAAAUGUUAUGAUUGUCUGA